AUGACGCGCAGGAAGGACAGUGCCAGUCCUCCGCAUCGACGACGACUUGUCGACGGCUCGCCCGAGCUGAUGACGUUUGUUUUGCCCGGCGAGACUGCCCCACGACCGUCAGAUGCCAUAUCGAUCGUCAAGCUAGGCCCAGGCUUGGGUCAUCUUGGUCCGCUACACGGCAACAAGUCGAAUAAAGACGACAAUGCUUCCACUGUCACCGUCAUCAAGUCUGGCUUGCUGGGCCAAGAAACGCUCUCUACGAACAGGCAGACCGAGUCUGCAGAGCUCACACAGUCCCUCUGGAUCGAUUCGGCCGGAAAACGCUACAAUCCCUCCCCGUCAGAGUCCGUCAUCGGCUUUGUGACGUACAGAGGCGCAGAGGGCUACAGAGUCGAUAUCGGUGCUUCUCAGCCUGCCAACCUAGACGCACUCGCUUUUCAGGGUGCCACCAAACGUUCAAAACCGCAGCUCAACUUGGGAGCAGCAGUGUAUGCUCGUGUGAGCUUAGCAUAUGCUUUUGUCGAACCGGAGAUCGAGUGCUAUGAUCCCACCACGCAAAAGUCAGCUGGCUUUGGCGAGUUGGAGGGCGGCAUGAUCUUACGCGACGUGCCUCUACGCAAAUGCCGAGAAUUGCUUGCUGACAAAGAUGCAGCGCUCAGUGAGCUAGGCAAGAAGAUGCCGUUUGAGCUCGCCAUCGGCGUCAACGGACGUAUCUGGCUCAAAGGCGCCGACACAGCCUCGACGCUUGAGCUAUACCAGACGCUUGCUAACAUGUGCUCAGUCCAAGUAGCAGGAAACCGUCCAAGCGCGGCGAUGCUUGCUUUCGAGCGGCUCUAUUUUGCGCCCAUCAGAGGGGACAUCAUCUCUAGAGCGCGUGGUCAGACGCCAAACGCGGCAUCGCGCACGAAUGGUUGA
Molecule: messenger RNA, 906 nt
Organism: Mixia osmundae IAM 14324
Lineage: Eukaryota; Fungi; Basidiomycota; Mixiomycetes; Mixiales; Mixiaceae
Exons: 6
Coding region: 1-906 (301 amino acids)
Biological process (GO): CUT catabolic process; U4 snRNA 3'-end processing; nuclear polyadenylation-dependent rRNA catabolic process
Cellular component (GO): cytoplasmic exosome (RNase complex); nuclear exosome (RNase complex)
Molecular function (GO): RNA binding
Source: RefSeq, a predicted model, not a curated record